UGAGUCCCGGCGCAAAACAAGAAAAGUAGAGUCGCUGUUGUUGCUGGCCACCGCAAAGUUGGAGAUUACAUAUGAUCGACGGCGUCCGGCGACGAUUAUACCAAUAAUAACUGUAACGACGAUGGUCCGUACAUCAUUCAACCUCUUUCUCUUUCUUGUCCUACACUACCAAACUCUAACCCUAACUUCCUCCACCGAUGCUUCUACACGAUUUUUCAACAUUUCUCACUAUCUCUACCCCAAAGCCACCUCUUUUCUCUUUUCUCAACCUCCAUCACCUACUUCUCAGCCCUCGUUCUUCUUAAAGGAUAUAUUGGAGGCAAUAGCGAAGAGGGAGAAAUGGGAUUUGGAGGACAUUAGGGUGUCGAAAUUGGAUGCUAGGAGAGGCAAGUUUCGCAAAUUGUGGAAGUACGAGUUUGGGGUUAGGUUGGGGAAGACUGAAUUCGUGUUCAAGGUGUUCGAUCAAGUGUCCCAGUGGACCAAAUUUGAAUCAAUGGGGAAGAGGAAUUGGUCCGAUUUUGAGUCUUUGGUUAAAGAGAUUGGCUCCAAGGCUGUUCUUGAUGGAUUUAAGAUUGAAGGGCCUUUGGAAUUGUAUGCUGCUGGAGACAAUGAUCUCACGCUCAAUUUGCCGUUAAACACUUCAAUUCCUGGUUUGAAACAAAUCCUUGUAAGUGAAGGCAUCACGAUAGAAGUGGAAGGUGCUGAAGAAAUUACGGUGUUCCAUACACAUACUCGCAGUGGCCUAUUCUAUGGGAAUGCUUUCACUAACAUGGGGAGUGAGUCUCGGUCAUCGUGUUUAUCAUUACUUCCCAUACGUGUUAGAGGGUCUGCAUCUGUAACCGUCUACCGGACUAAAAACCCUGAUGCAAGUAUAAGAACUUCUUUUCUAUCUCGAGGAACUGUCAAGUUGUUGCCGGAAAAGUGUUAUAUGAGAAACGUGUAUAGAAAACAGAGUUCUGUGUUUGAUUCUCUGAGCCAGAGGGUGACUUCACUGGAAAAUGUUUUGAAGAGCUUUCUGGGUGGCAGAACCAACAGAAAUACCGGAUUGGGUCUAAAAAUAAGAAUCAAACCAUCAUAUAUCUUUCGUUUCCAGAUUGAAUUAGAACGAAAUAUCAGUAGCAAUGAUACCUACUGGAGUACAUUGGGCGAGUGGAGAACAAGGCCAGCUGCUGAACGUGUUUGGUUUGAGGUGGUGGCAGGAAUUGGGUCCGGGCUUAUGAAGCCAUUCACGAUAAGGAAAGUCCGGCCAUUUAUUGAAGUAGAUUCACUAUCGUGGAGCAGUUUAAUGUCAAACAUUUCCUUCACAAAUUUUCCGUCUUUCCUCGUCCCUCCAGAGCCUCUAACACUGGAUGUCAAAUGGUGAAGAGGUUAAAGCAUUUCUUCUUCUGAUUUCCUCCAUAGUUUUACCAGCUUUCUUCUCCUUUCCCUGUGUAAUGAUCUAUUCAUGCACAAAUCACUUGUACAAAUGUAUUGUCUUACACUCUGUAAAUUAAGAAAUAGAAAGAUUUACUGUAUCUUUUCCUUGUAGACAUGAACAUGUGAAGCUUACAACUCUGCUAUGCAAUUUUCAGUCUUUGUAUCA
Messenger RNA from Ipomoea triloba (trilobed morning glory), 1582 nucleotides. RefSeq lists its product as uncharacterized. Bases 122 to 1363 code for a protein of 413 amino acids. The transcript has 3 exons. The record is from RefSeq and is a predicted model, not a curated record. Lineage: Eukaryota; Viridiplantae; Streptophyta; Magnoliopsida; Solanales; Convolvulaceae.